Molecule: messenger RNA, 1166 nt
Organism: Chara braunii
Lineage: Eukaryota; Viridiplantae; Streptophyta; Charophyceae; Charales; Characeae
Source: the annotation of a GenBank genome assembly
GCUUGGUGCGCCGCCACCUCUGAUCGGGAGCAGCGACGAAAAUUUCCUGUAUGGAAAUUUCCCCAACGGGAAUGGCUACGGACGAGGAUUCAAUAUGAAUCGAGCAUUCUUCACGCGAGACUACGCGGAUCUACUAGACCGAAGCAAGUUUAAGGAAGCAGUUCAGGAAACCACGAAGAAGCAGCCGGUGGGAGUUACGGAUGUUACGACGGAGGCGACAAAGAAGAAGGAAGAAAGCAAGAAGAGUAAGCAAACAGUCGACGAGAAGGAGGAAGAAAUGAAAAGAUGGGUGACGUCGAUGUUCGGGUGCUCUUUCAAGAUUCUUUUCGACAAACUCGAUAACGUGGACCGUAAAUCCAAGCUCGAAGAGGCUGAGCUGGAAGAGUUGAGGCGCCUCAGGGCUGAGAAAGAACUCAGAGAAAGGAAGGAGCUCGCCAGCAAUGACAAACGUAAGAGGGGUGGAGCUACCCCUGAUAAGGUGAGAAUGAAGUCGGUGAUUAGAAUCAAGAGCCGACAACCGAGGAGGGGUUUUGGCAUCUCCGAUGACGAAGAGGGUGGUAUGGCAACCAACCCCGUUUCCACUACUACCACAAGGACUAACUUAAAGGUGAGGUUCGACCAGGAGGGGAACAAGAAGGAUAGUGGGAUGGAUGAGAUCAAGGGUUUGUUAAAGGAACUGAUUGCUGUAGUCUCCACGAAGGCAGAGCCAGCAGAGGGAAAAGGUAAGCAGGCGGCGGCCGAAACUUCGGGUAAUGGGGCAAGCACCGUGGCCAGUGGAGAGGGAGAGGAAGAGUCCGAAGAGGAACAAGACGAGUUGGGGCUGGCAGCUUACAUGCAUAGUCGAGUAGAAAACUACAAAUCCAUGCACUACACCCACGUACGCACAAUGUGCUUAGAACGGGGAGUCUCCUACAUCCGGAAAGAGCUCGGUAUUAUGGAACUUGCUAGGCUAGACCUGGAAGAGUACAUGAGAUCACUCAAGCAGAUGGAAUGCAACAGGGUUACCGUCACCGAACCUCCCGAGCAAGGAGAUGACGAACAGGAAGAUAGAACCGAUGUUCGGAAAAACUAAAGAGUUUGUCAAAGCGGGUUAUUCCUAGACUUUUUACGAGAACGGGGAAACUUGAUGAUAGUGGGAUUAUUGAUGAUAAAUUGUGUUACCAGAU